Messenger RNA from Puccinia graminis f. sp. tritici CRL 75-36-700-3, 615 nucleotides. RefSeq lists its product as uncharacterized. Gene Ontology annotation, biological process: mitochondrial translational termination. The coding region runs from base 1 to 615 and encodes 204 amino acids. The record is from RefSeq and is a predicted model, not a curated record. The transcript is spliced from 4 exons. Gene Ontology annotation, molecular function: translation release factor activity. Lineage: Eukaryota; Fungi; Basidiomycota; Pucciniomycetes; Pucciniales; Pucciniaceae. Gene Ontology annotation, cellular component: mitochondrial large ribosomal subunit.
AUGUUGAGGCCCAAGAAAAACACCAACCUCUUUCUCCAGUGGAUCACCAGACUCAAAUCAACUCAAUCAACCACAACAACGACUCAGAUACAUCCCAUCCAACUAGACCAUCAAUCACUCCUCAAAUCCCAACAAGCGCAAUCCUCAGCACGAGCUCACAUCGACCAACUCUUGUCUCAGCAUCUCAAAUUCAAGGAAACCUUACUACCAUUCACAAAGUUCAACUUCAGUACCAGCGGCGGUAAAGGUGGUCAGAAUGUCAACAAGGUUAAUACUAAGGCAACCUUGAAACUAGAGCUGGCCAAGUUGAAAUCUAUCAUUCCAGCCUAUUGGAUCACCAAUCUCACCAAUUCACAUUUGUAUGCACAACAGACUGGACAACUAGUCAUCCAUUCCUCGCUCACGAGGUCUCAAUCAUCAAACGUCGAUGAUUGUUGGACGAAAUUGCAUCAAAGCUUUCAAAGCGCAUCGGAGGCUGGACUGAUUGGUCAAACUUCAGCCGAACAAACUCAGAAAGUCAAUCGACUCAAAUCGAUCGAGAAAACUCGAACGAAGAAGCUUAAAAACAUCCGCAAAGAUAUCAAGUCAAAUCGUUCAAAACCCAUCUUUGACUGA